AUGACGGGGUCUUUCAUUUGGAGGUUCCACCGAGAUCUAUUGGACUCCCACCCAAGAAAGACUCCAACCGAUCCCCACCAGGAGGUCAAGGAGCGAAUCUUCAGUCAAGGACCCCAGGGCCAUCCGGACCAAGUCCCUUACAUAGCAGUCUGGGAAAGUCUAAUUGAUGACCCCCCUCCCUGGGUCUCUCCUUUCGCUCAUCCAAAGCCUAAGCCCCUUCCAGACUCUAUCCCUUCCCCAAUACCUUCCGCUCCCCCUGUUCCCCUAUGUCCUGCCAAUCCUCCCAAACCCCCUAUUUCUUCCAACUUAUAUCCUGUAAUAGGUGAUUCUGCCUCUUCCCGGCGUCCUAAGCCAAAGAGGAUUCUUCCUCCUCAUGACUCCCCCUUAAUAGACCUCUUAACCGAGGACCCCCCCCCCCACCAGUCUCCCCCUCCACCAGCGCAAACACCGAAUUCCUCAGAAUCUGAGGAAGAACCGGAUAACCUGCCUGAGGAACGCCGCCCCUCACCAUCCCCAAUGGCGGAAAGACUUAGGAGUCGCAAGGAACCAGCACAGGAGGGGUCGUCCAAGCUUCUUCCCCUGCGCCAAGGUGGGGGGCCAGGCAAUCAACUUCAAUACUGGCCCUUCUCAGCCUCAGACUUAUAUAACUGGAAGUCCCAUAACCCUUCCUUCUCACAGGACCCCAUAGCUUUGACCGCUUUAAUCGAGUCCAUUCUAAUCACGCAUCAACCCACUUGGGAUGAUUGCCAGCAGCUCUUGCAGACUCUUCUCACUACAGAGGAGAGACAAAAAGUUUUUCUGGAAGCCGGAAAAAAUGUUCUGGGAGACGAUGGAAGACCUACCCAACUCCCGAACGUGAUUGAUGCCGCCUUUCCCUUGACCCGUCCUGACUGGGAUUUCAACGCAGCUGAAGGUAGGACCCACCGAAAUCUUUAUCGCCAGUUACUCAUAGCAGGCCUCCAUAAUGCGGGGCGCCACCCUACCAAUUUGGCUCAGGUAAGACAGGUCACUCAGGGCUCAGAAGAAUCUCCAACCGCUUUCCUAGAAAGACUUAAGGAGGCUUAUCGUAGAUAUACUCCCUUCGAUCCUCACAGUCAUGAACAGAGAGAAAAUGUGUCCAUGGCAUUCAUUUGGCAGUCAGCGCCAGACAUUAGAAAUAAGUUACAGCGACUGGAGAAUUUACAAGAUUUCUCGUUGCAAGAUUUGUUAAAGGAGGCAGAAAAAAUUUAUAAUAAGAGAGAAACUCAGGAAGAAAAAGAAGAACUACUUUCUAAGUAA
Molecule: messenger RNA, 1278 nt
Organism: Mustela erminea (ermine)
Lineage: Eukaryota; Metazoa; Chordata; Mammalia; Carnivora; Mustelidae
Exons: 4
Coding region: 1-1278 (425 amino acids)
Biological process (GO): virion assembly
Source: RefSeq, a predicted model, not a curated record